AUGGUCAGCCACUCACAUUCCGUUAGUCCUUUAGGUUUGGCACUCACGAGAUCAAAGCCAAGAUACUUGUUCAGGGUCGACGAGAUACGCAAAACCCCAAACGCUCCACAGACGUACGACAGCAGUGGGCAUCAUGGGAUACCCGCCUUUGAAGCAGGAGCCGUCAAGAGAGUGAUGGAAGGCGUGACCGGCAUGUGGUGGUACUGUGAUGGAACUCAAAUUCGUGAAAUUGGACAGCUUCCACAAGACGCUCAGCUAUACAUCACAUACUCAGUCUUCUAUAUUGGGGGUUUUGGGUUUUGGGUUCUCAAAGGUGACGCAACCAUCUCAGACACCUACAGACACUCCAACACCUGGCAGCCUCUAUACUUUCGGCACUUUUCUCAAUACUCGUAUCUUUGUAAUGCUGGACAACACCGUACAGUCGCCAGUCGAAGAAGCAAUCAGAAUUGGCUGAGGCUGCUACCUGAUAUAUAUUAUGAGAGUGCACCGGUGUCAAAUAGCCCAGGUUACGGAGGUCUCGCAGGAGAGCUGGGUAUAUUUCUUGCUCUCAUCGCGUUUACUAUACGCCCACAGGAUUUGCGGACCGGACUGCCUCAAAUGUUUAGGGACGGGAACUGGGAAGCACCCGGCGCAUUCAGUCAUGGGAGACAAUCAGAAAGGGGUGUGGUCGUGCAUGUGUUGACCUGUCAGUCAACCACGGCCGAGGAACUUCAUGCUUAUGAGCAGGGACACUCGGCCAGGUAUUAUUACUAG
Messenger RNA from Bipolaris oryzae ATCC 44560, 756 nucleotides. RefSeq lists its product as uncharacterized. Bases 1 to 756 code for a protein of 251 amino acids. The record is from RefSeq and is a predicted model, not a curated record. The transcript has 2 exons. NCBI's taxonomy places the organism in Eukaryota, Fungi, Ascomycota, Dothideomycetes, Pleosporales, Pleosporaceae.